AUCCUGAUAUCAGCUCACAGCCGAGGGGGGUGAGAAAGAGAAGGUAAGAGCGAAGGCAAAAGCGAAAGUAACAGGAAACAAGAAGAAAAAGAAACGGCAGAUACAGAGAGAGAGAAAUAGGCUGACAACUCAAUAGAUAAUGAAAAAAAUGGGACGUGUUGAAGGCUUUCCAGUGCCUGAAUUACUGGCUCUCAUCUUGGCUUUGUCCUGGUACUUCUCCCUGCUUCCUGAACAAUCAGAUCUCUUGACUAUGUUUUUGAUUAUCACAACAUUUACUGGAGGAUCUUUCAUCAUUGUCUUCACAAAAAAAUCGGGUUUUACUGUGGGGGCAUUCAUAUGCGCAGCUGCAGUGACUGUCUUGGAAAUGUUUAUCAUUCUUUGGAGGAAAGACUCAUCAUAUUAUCCCACUAUUGUUCUUACAGCUCUAUCCAGUGGAACCACUGUGUGGAUUAUUGGCCUAAGAUUCAAAGGGAAACCCAGUCCAAAUGUUUUACAGGAAGUUAAAGCUGAUGGCACGAAGCCUAGGCUGAGCACAGAUGCAAAGAUCGGAAUAUUUUCCAGAUCCAGCCCUGAGGAAUACAUUUGGCUUAUCAAUUACCUGAAAGAAUCCUCGAGUCACACUGUCGUCCCUUUUGUCAUCACCAACACUAACAACAUUAAAUUCAGAGAAGAGGUGUAUCGAUGCAAUUGUGCCAUAUUGUAUCACUCCAUGAGAGGAGGAAGGAUCAAUAUCACUGAUGUGAUGGAUUCUUUGUAUGAUGAUGAACUGGAAUAUCUAUCAUCUGAACUAGGCAAACAGAAUGUUGCAGUUGUUGUUGAUGAUCUAGAUGAUGGCAGCUCCACUGUUCGAAACAGAAUCCUUCAGAGUCAGCCUAAGAUAGAAAAUCUGGCCUGGAAUAUCUUCCUUAUUGACAAACAAACAAAGAAAAAUAACAGUAUCAUCAAGAAACUGAUUAAUCCAAUCAAUGAAAUGUUCAUGGCAGGCUUGUGAUUAUUACAUCAGAAGACUGUAAAAAGAAGGGGUACUUCCGUUCCUUCUCGCCUUUGAUCCAGUGCAUACUGUAGAUCCCUGUGUGACUUCACUCCAGCAAGUGAUAAGCAACAGAUUUAUUCCCACUCCGCACCCCGUCUCUCCUCUUCUAUCCAUGGAAUACAUUGGGCUUUAUACUCCUCUACAUGACAAUAUCCACAAAUACUGCAUCUUUCUGACAGUCCCUUAAUAAAUCCACAUAAAGCAAAAAAA
Messenger RNA from Xenopus laevis (African clawed frog), 1243 nucleotides. RefSeq lists its product as uncharacterized. The record is from RefSeq and is marked predicted. NCBI's taxonomy places the organism in Eukaryota, Metazoa, Chordata, Amphibia, Anura, Pipidae.